Messenger RNA from Atta colombica, 2351 nucleotides. RefSeq lists its product as uncharacterized. The transcript is spliced from 6 exons. The record is from RefSeq and is a predicted model, not a curated record. The coding region runs from base 182 to 2146 and encodes 654 amino acids. Lineage: Eukaryota; Metazoa; Arthropoda; Insecta; Hymenoptera; Formicidae.
GAUUAUACAAAGAAACUCUUUAUUUACUUUUCGUUAAAAUCAGAAUCUCGCGUAGGGAUAAAGCCGAUAAAGUCGAGGUAUUGUGUUCAGUAUUUCAUGACCACGGAUAUCGAUACAAAGGAAAAGAAAAGAAAGACGAACUUGCGCAAUUUUCAUAAGUCCACUUUAUCUUUGACGAGAGAUGUCUGACAGUAUGGAGCGAGAGAAAAGUGAAAGGUUAACUGCGAGGGAAAUCGAGGAAGAGGAAAUGAAACGUGAACUUACGGGUAUUGGAAUAUACGAGCCAGGAUUUACUUAUAAAGAAAUGAAAAGACUACUCGAAUUUGUUAACGAAUCUCAAGAUACAUCGAACGUUACUUCCAAUAAUAAAAAUACGCAGCAGGCAAUACAACAUUCCGAUAAUGAAUGCCUAUCAGAUGUUACAUCUGACAUAAACGUGCAGCAAGAAGUGACUUUGAAGAAGUGUACAGAAAUGCCAAAACCAUCAUACUCGUACAAAUUGAAUCAUACGUCUCCAACUAUGCACGAACGUAGAGCCGUUCAUUAUAUCAACAGUCCGGAAUUUUCCCUUUUUGAAGUACGAAGCCCUAUUUAUCACUCUGACAAUGAUGAGCAAUUCGAAAAACAAUACGAUAACUCCAAUUCGCACACUACAAAUCAAUAUUUCUCGUUGAGAUUGGAAAAUAUUUCGCGAGGAUGCCAGAAUGUGACGGAGAAAAGAUUGGCGCAGGAUACACAAAGUGAAAUUGUCCAAAAGCUAGAAAGAUGGCGAUUGAAUCCGCUCGAUGUUUGCAUCAACGAAAACGACGUGCCUUUGCGACAGCCAAAUAGAUCUUUAGCUCGAGAGCGUAUGCCAUUUGAGCAUUGUAAAGAAGCGCACAUGUCCGAUCAGUGUGAUCGAGUAAUACGAUCUGUGAACCAGCAUUUGAAGGAAAUGGCAAACUUGUGGUACAGUUGGCGCCCCAUUAUCAGUCCGAUAUUUCAAUGGGGGUCACCCAUUCAGGUCAGCACCGCUAACAGUAGUUCGGAUAAAAAACCAUUAACAAAUCCUAAAACUGAACAGAUCCAAGCAGAAUGUACACAUCGAGACGGUUAUGAGCGAGCUAGUAAACGUAAGGCGAAUACUCUCAUCGCUACUCUGAAUAGAGACAGUUCUUCUGAGAACGAAGACGACAAUCAAUACGACUUUACUCGUAAUAAAAAAAAGAGAAUUCAAUUGAAUGAUAAAUCGAAUAAUGUAGAAUAUGUUGAUAAUCAGCAUGCGCAUGCUAGUUAUAAGAAAGAAAACGUGAUUGCAGGUAAUUCUUUCAGCGAUGAUAAUAGCAACACGAAUAUUGACAAUGAGACAAAUAUUAAACAUUCACGCUCGCCUGAAUUAACCGCGUAUCCUAGAAGAAUAAGACCUCCCAAUCCUCAAACGCGUUUAAGUCUGGUUAGAAAAAGAAAGGAAAAUGCUACAUCGAAAUUAUUUCCAAAGACGCGAUGUGAGAGUGAAAAUGUUGAACAGGAAAUCAAAAGAAAUCAAAAGAAAGACAAUACAAUGACAGAAGAAGAAAUUCGUUGUCAACUAGAAGAAGAUUGGAGUAAUGACGAGAAAAAAGUGUGUGUGGGGGAAAAGGAUGCGAAGUUUCGGCCGAUAUUGAAAGAAGUGCGAUUACGAGACAAACGGUUGUCUUUAAACAAAAAAGCGAAAGAGGCGCGAGCAGCGGUGAAGGAGGAGAAAAGCGAUGAGGAGCAAAAUAACAUAAAGAGAGUGAAGCUUUGCGAACGACGAAAGGUAGAAGAAUUAUGUAGGAUAGAUAAUAGAAACGGAAGUUGGGAGCAUGAACUAUUGUCUGAUGAGGACAAAUCAUCUGAGAUGAAUCAACAGUUUGAUUUUCAGAAUGGUAAUCGAUCCGAUAAUGUACCGACAAAUAAUGUAAAUUGUCCUAUAUGCAAUAAAUGUUUUCCACAUAACGAGAUAGAGAAUCAUGCCGCCGAUUGCGAACAAUUCGAGAUUAAUAACGAAGAGGAUGAUAAUGACAGAUUUCAAUUCAAAUGUAAUAUAUGCAGCAAUUACAAGACAAACAAUGGAAAAGAAUAUGAAGAACAUGUUUAUCAGUGCAUAAAUAUUAAGAAUAAUCAAAGACAUUCACAUGGUUUUUAAGAUCGAAGAUUUCGAAUUUCUAGUCGGAAUUUCAAAAUUUACCAGUACAGAGGAGCGUGUGGAUUUUAAGUGAUUCGAAGAGGGGUCAUUGAAUUUAUGCAGGGGUCAUUGAAUUUAUCUUUUUCCUUAAACUCAGCUUUACUCGCUGAGAAACAAAAUGAAAAUAGUUGUAGUAUCCGGGAAAUAUAAUUUUGGGACAACAGAA